AUACAGUGUAGUCGUUCUUCGCGAAGUUUGGCGCGCGUCGCGGUCACAACACGAUAACGCGCCCUAUUUAAACGUAACAUACGCAACAUAAUCGGUUAUUUAUACGUAGUCCAGUUAUGUUUCAUAAAACGAUUGAUUUUUAUUAGCCGUUAAAUCUGGGAUAAUUCUAAAACCGGCUUCGUGACCAUAUGAUCCGGCGUGCCCUCUCGAUUAUCGGUGCACAGUUACGAUGCGGAUUAACAAUUUAAAAGUGCAAUUGUGAAAGACGGAUCUCGUGAAUCACUGAACUUUCUCAAGUGUCAAGUUUGUGUGAUUGAUGACACCGUGAAAUUUGUGACAGUGCGAUGGCUGGUACUGAGGAGAGCGCGGAGGCCCCCGAGGUCCGAAAGCGUGGUCUUAGUGGAUCCAUGUCUCUGCGUACGCGAAAAUUGGGACGAAGGUUGUCCCGAAGUAUGUCUAUAGUGGCGAUGAAGUUGCCUGAAAAAGCCCAAAGCAUUACCCGUUCCACUAAGCUUAUGCGUUCGGGGAGCCGUGAUAAGAAAAAUAGAUCUUUCGAACUUUCCGUCAUAUUGCCGGAUAAAACACAGAGACAGGUAACAGUUUGGGGAAAUAGUACAGUCGCAGAGGUCAUAUGUGAACUUUUGCAAGAAGCUGGGAUUUCAAUAGCUGGCUUACCCACGGGGCCGCUAUCACCGCCUCUGGCUCUACCCAUCGCUGGACCAUUACCCCCGCCUGAAGAAGCUGUACCACCCCCAACAGCAAUUCUUUUUCUUGGUGGUUCCAAAGCUCCAGUUGAACCUAGAUCGCCAGCCGUCUACUUGGAGGGCGAAGUUCUCGUUGUUGAAUAUGAACCACCGCAAUGGGAUGGAAAGGAUCUAGAAGUCUUUCUAGCUUGGGAGAAAAUUUAUGCGUCAAUGCUGUUCUCCGCCGUUGAGCUGUAUGGAAAGCCAUUACUUCGGGCAUCUGUACUUACCAAAGAAGAAUAUCAUUUGCUCUUCUAUUAUUUGGAAUCUGUAUCCGAGGCAAGUGAAGCAUUAACACAACGCAUGAGAAAAUAUAUUGACUCCGGUCUAUUACCGAGUAAUUGUCAAAAAGACGCGGAAGAAAACAGUGAACUUGUGUCAAUUAACUCGCAGUUGCUUAACAGUAAUCUCAGCUGUGAAAUUGAAUCGAAGAGCCUUUUAACUGAAUUGAUUCAAGAAGGCAUUCUGUCCCAACGUGACGUAGAUACCGCUUCUGAAAUAACCUCUUCAGUGUAUAACGAACAAGUGAAUGAUAAUGCAAAAAUAGAAGAUGAUAAUAUAUCCAACUCUUCCUCUGCUAGUGUUUCUCUACGGAAAGUAAUUGUUGACAUACCAGUAGAAAACCCUGAAACUGUUGUUGACAGUUCCAUCGUUGAAAAUACAGAUAACAUUACAACAGUGACAAUAAAAAGUGGCCAAUGUUGUGCAGAUCAUAGAAUAUCCGCUGAUAUUACAGAAAACGUUUGGUCUAAUGUAAGAUGGGAUUUCUUAAACCCAUCUGAUUUUGGAUACGAUCAAGUACCUAAUGUUAAGAGAAGUCGAUCAGACUCGGCGCUAACACCAAUGACGACACGACGUAGCGAAGAAAUCUACGAGACUUUACGAGAUGAUGGUGAUUCAUGUGGCAGCAUGACACCUUAUGAAUCCAUAGAAGAUUUAUAUGACUGUAUCAAAAACUCCGCAUACAACAACGUUAUCGCACAAUCUUCUCCGUCAACGGAAAGUCAAUCGGAGCCUCAAUAUCCGGACUUCGAUGAAAAGUCGAGCACAACACGUCAAAGUUCCGUAAGUAGCGAAAAAAGCGGAACCUCGUCCGCCUUCCCAUUUUCAAAGUGCGGUUCGAGUGAUUCAACCGGUGCGUACACGUCUUGCGAGUCUACGAGCGGGUUAAGUACCUUCGUCACGAAAAGCAUUCCGGAGCUGAUUAAAUGCAGAGAAUUACCGCCGCCGCCUACGGAAGUUGAGAUGAAUGAGAGUACUAUUCUAUUGAGGCAACUAUUUAUGGGUGAAUUAAUGGACGCAUAUGGUGAAUAUCUUUCCGCAUAUCCGUAUGCACGUGCAUUGCUGCGCCGGAAGGUGCGACGAGACGAACAUUUCACUGCCCUCGCCGACAUCAGACGCGGUGCCGCCAAACACACCAUAGCUGAUUACUUGGAACUGCCGAUCGAACGUCUUGCCCAGUAUGAGCGAUUGGUCGGAGGCGGUUGCGCACGGCGGCGAGCCUCGCGUCUCUCAGAUCUCGAACGCGUUCAAGAUCUCUUCCCUCAUGACUACUUGGCCCUACACGAUGCUGAUGCCCUUGCCUCGCAUCACACUCAGAAAUCGAAGAGUCUACGCAAACGACCGAGCCUUGACAUCAACGGUACAGUCACUGCGAACAGCUCACUUCUGCCACGCACAUUUAUCAUGGAAGCACCUGCCCAAUUGACCCUCAUGGGUUCAACCUCCCCACCGUUAGACCGGCAUUUGUUUCUCUUCAACGAUUUGCUCCUAGUGGGAAAGUCUAGAGGGACGAACUGUUUCAAGUUGAAAGAGAGUGUGCGACUGGCGGAGUUGUGGAUUUCAUUGCCAGAGAGUGAUGACACUGGAUUUCUUAUUGGAUGGCCGACCCUGAGUGGAGUUAUUAACUACCUCGCGACAUAUCCCACCCAAGCAGCAAGGGAUACGUGGUACAGGAAGAUCCAAAAUGCUUUAAACGCCAAGCUGACGAAUGAACCAAAGUCGACGAACAUUCAAAUAUUCUACAAAGAUGUAACGAGCUCAAUCGAAUUCUGUAAGACGGUGUCAGUAAAUCCAGAUAUGAGCGCUCGAUGUGUGGUCCGUCAGGCGCUUCAUGUGCUGCAAGCAGGCGCUGAAGGUGAGCAUGAUGAAGGGGAAGAUGACCGCUGGGGAGCAGCCAAUGACUUUAACCUUUGGGUAAGGACCGGUCGUGAUGCGCCACCCACGCCUCUUCAAGGAAACGAAAGACCGCAUGCGAUACAGAUGUCCCGAAUACGACAAACAUUGUCGAAUGAAGACGGCUUCGAUCUGGAGCAUGUUAAUGCCAAGAAUAAUCCCUGCGGCCUCGUCUUCGAAUUGAGGAAAAAGAAUCAAGCUUUGAAAAGCACUUCCGGUACCGGUCGCGGCUUACGUCUGCUACGUCGUGGUGGGCGGCUGUUCGGCGUCUCACUCACGCGCCUGUGCAAUGGGUCAUCACCGCCAGCUCUCUUGCACGCCCUGAAACGACUCCGGGCACUCGCCCCUCAUACGCACGGCGUAUUCCGACGCAGUGCGAAUGCUAAAGCGUUGAGAUUGCUUAGAGAUAAGCUGGAUACGCUGGGCCCAUGGGCGCAAGGUUGCCCUGAGUUGGACCGAGCUCCCGUUCUGCUUUUAGCGGCACUGGUAAAGGAAUUCUUCAGGGCUUUGCCCCAACCCCUUCUUCUUGCCGAACUUUAUCCCGCCUGGCUACAAGUAUUAAAUUUACCUCAAACUGAAAAAGUGUCAGCCGUUCGCUCGCUACUUCUAAAGUUGCCGAAGCCGCAUUACACUAUGCUCACAUACUUCGUGUGUUUGUUACAAGCCAUCGCCAAGAAAUCCAAUAUCAACUUAAUGUGUCCCAUGAAUUUGGGCGUCUGCGUCGGCCCCAGCCUCCUUUGGCCCUCCGUCCCCUGCGAUAAAGCUCCAAAAGCCGUGCCAAUGGUCGUAGAAUUACUUAUCGUCAAAGCUGAAGCACUGUUCGGACCUCAAAUAUCGGGAUUACUUGGGAAUGGGUCCCCAGAAUCCUCAAACGCGCUACUCGACUCCGGCGCUGAAGAAAGCGACAGUCUUCAUUCGGUUGGGAUCUCCUUGGACUCCAUGGAGUUAUCGACUCCGCGAAAAGAGAAGCUCUCCCUGAGCAGAGAUUCAGGAUUGACUCUGUCCGAAGAUGACUCCAAUAGUAAUGGAGGCAACAGUCCCGCACCACGAAACAUUCUCCACAGUCUGUCUGCACCCACCUGUAAUACGCAACAAGACAAACUAGGGAACCGUUACAACACAGAUAAUCACAACGUAAAUGGUCUCCCGCCGAUUAAUCAGCGACAGCAAAGUAUUUAUACUAAUAAGGCAGAAAUAUACAGCACGGUUAAUGAGGAACUCUACACGAUGCCAUAUAUGGGUGAAAGAUAUGUACAUAAUUCGAUAAACAUCGGAAUCUCUAACGGUAUCGACGAUAGAAAUUACGUCUCCAAGUCAGCCGUCCAACGAUCCACGGCCGAUAUUUAUGGCCAGGGCCCGGCGAAAUAUAUCACGGGCUUAGAACCUCAGAAGCCACCGCGAAGUCACGUGUCGAAGGCAGCUCGCACGUCUAAAGUAUACAGCAUGUACUCCGAACCUCAAGGAGACAAAAGUAACGCGAACAAGAGUUUCAAUCGCGCUAAAAGUUCAGACAAUCUGUUGGAAACGAAACAAGACACGAUCAAUACAAAUCGCGAUCUGGUUUCCAGUCAAGAGAACAUUGUGUAUAGUAAUAUACACGACCUCGCCAUGUUCACAGAAAAUAUUCAACGUCAGAACCAGUACCAAACGCACUCCGAGUUACUUUCCAACAUGAAUACAAAUUACUCCCGCGUCUACACCGGUUGGGAGAAAAGGAGUCCCAACUAUCAAAGUAAUGCGAACGAAAAAAUAUAUGGGCAAGUGACUAGUAAAGGGGAAACCUCACAAAAUAUCGAAGGAAAAUCGUCAUCGGCAGCCACCAUUUUUACUAGAAAUGAUUGGUCUCGUCAAGCAGCGAGGACGAAGAGCUUGGAGGUUAACGACGAAGGACAAAAUGUCUCCACGCGCAAUGGCAACUACGAUAUUAACAUCGUCAACUGUUGCCGCAAGAGACGCUUUGAUCCGGCCCAUAUGUGUACGAAGAAUUGCAUUACUCUGUCCAUGGUAAACGGAAGAGAAAAGGAGAAAUCAGCAAUGAAUCCGUUGCAGAACUCGUAUUCAUACAUUGAUGAUAUGCGAAACAAUUCGGAGGAAAGCAAGAAGUCCAGAAUGAGAACGUAUAAUAACAACAAAUUGAAUCAGUCGAAAUCACUCGCAAAUAUUAUAUUACAUAGCGACUCGAGCAGCAAUGACACUCUAUACCAGCCCCAAGGUUCAUUCAACAGCCGAUCAACCGAAUCACCAGCGAGUGAGAACUCCUUUGAAAAUUGCUACACAACUCAAUACAUUGAGCCUCUGUACACAUCUGUAUACAACAGGAGAAGAGACAUAUUCCACGAAGAUAAAAAUAUGUUUUCGUCCGAUAUCUAUAAAGCUACGCCUACAUCUGUCCAACCAGAUUACUCAACGGAAAAUGAACCGAACAAUAACAAGAAACCACCGCUAAUGCCACCUCCAGUUCCGCCGAGAAAAAUGGUUUAUCAGAGGGUAUUGAAGAAAUUUCAACCGGUUCACGUCAAGGACGAUAAAAAUUCACGAUCAAAGUCGGUGCCACCUGUGUACAGGGACCCGCCGAAUGGAAACGAGAAAAACGAAAAUGGAAUCGCCUUAGAUGCGUCGGAAUCGGACACCGAAUCGGAAUCAUAUGUUUAACACAGUUUAAACAGUUUUAUUGAUGUGAAUCGGAAUCAUAUGUUUAACACAGUUUAAACAGUUUUAUUGAUGUGAAUCGGAAUCAUAUGUUUAACACAGUUUAAACAGUUUUAUUGAUGUGUGAUAUUACUCAGUUGAAAUGAUUGAUCUAAGCACGGAAAGUAACACACAUCUGCGGUAUAUUAAUGCGUACAAUAAGAUUUUUAAAUAGAGACAAAAUUAUGACGUUUUAAAGUUUUUAAAUCGCUUUUAAGUUUAUGUAUGUUUUUUUUAGUUGUAUUUUCCAUAUUGUUAGCAUUUCGAUCCCGCCUUAGAAUUUUUAAAAUGUGACCAUAACCUGAACUUUUCCGGUGAUGAGUUUCCAAAGACGUUUAAAUAGUUUUCAGACUAUGUACAGAAUAUUUGAGUUUCAAUAGACGUAUAUGUUUAACUUUAAUGUUGAUUAGGAAUAGUAUGUGAAAGAUUCUACUUAAAUUUUAGUUUCUAGUGUUACGUAAAUCUAUCGACUGUGUCAUGUUUGUGUAUUUUUACAAGAUAAAUAAUAUAUGUAUGUGUAUUGCCUAGGUUUCUAGAGAUGUGUAUAAACUGUAUAAUAUGUACCUACAUUGUAAUAAAUAUCGUUUUAUAAUGA
This is a messenger RNA of Pieris rapae (cabbage white), 6201 nucleotides long. RefSeq lists its product as uncharacterized. Gene Ontology annotation, molecular function: GTPase activator activity. The record is from RefSeq and is a predicted model, not a curated record. The transcript is spliced from 11 exons. NCBI's taxonomy places the organism in Eukaryota, Metazoa, Arthropoda, Insecta, Lepidoptera, Pieridae. Gene Ontology annotation, biological process: signal transduction. The coding region runs from base 345 to 5570 and encodes 1741 amino acids.